GGUUUUGCAUAGUAGUUUUCCCCAAAACAAGAAGCAACUCCAGCUCUCUUCUGUAUUCGGCAUCGUUUUUUGUCCGCAACAUUCAGCUAUGGCGGCACUCCAGUAUCUGGAGACCCUCAGGAAUGUCCAUCCCGAGCUCUCCGAGUGGUACGACUCCCUCGCAGAUCUGUACCAGCGCAAGCUCUGGCAUCAGCUCACUCAGAAGCUCGAGCAAUUCGUGGCUCUUUCCGUGUUUCAGGCUGGGGAUACUUUGAUACAGUUGUAUCAUAAUUUCAUUGCCGAUUUUGAGACGAAAAUUAAUCUUCUCAAGCUUGCACAUUUUGCCGUUAUAGUUUCUAGGCAGUACUCAGAGAGAGAAGCAGCUAUUAGCUAUCUUGAAGGGGUGAUUGAAAAGCUUCGUAACACCAGAGAGUUGCGUAUAGAGGAACCCAUCCUCUAUAUUAAGAUGCAGAAGGCUUUAUUAAAGCUUCAGCAAGGGGAUCAAAAAGAGUGUAAAAAACUUUUGGAUGAAGGAAAGAGUACGCUUGAUAGCAUGACUGACAUCGAUCCAUCUGUGUAUGCGAGCUAUUAUUGGGUUUCAUCUCAAUAUUACAAAGCUCGCCAAGAGUUUGCCGAGUUUUACAAGAGUGCCCUCCUUUUUCUGGCUUAUACGUCAGUGGAAACUUUAUCUGAUUCGUUUAAGCUUGAUUUGGCUUUUGAUCUAUCCCUAUCAGCAUUGCUGGGAGAAAACAUUUACAAUUUUGGGGAGCUGCUUGCGCAUCCAAUUAUCAAAAGUCUUUUGGGUACUAAGGUUGAGUGGCUGUAUUAUAUCCUUGAAGCAUUCAACACUGGUGAUUUGGUUCGUUAUCAAGAAUUAUGCAACGUUCAUAGAGCUGCUCUUAGUUCUCAACCAGCACUGGUGCAGAAUGAGAAAAAACUCAUGGAGAAGAUUAACAUUCUCUGCUUGAUGGAAAUAAUCUUCAGUCGACCAUCUGAAGACAGAACGAUCCCCUUAAGUCUGAUUGCUGAGCGCACAAAACUUUCUGUAGAAGAUGUGGAGUUUCUCCUGAUGAAGAGCCUCUCUGUUCAUUUAAUUGAGGGAGUCAUUGAUCAAGUUGAUGGACUAGUCCAUGUUACCUGGGUGCAACCAAGAGUUCUAGGGAUCCCUCAGAUCAAAUCUUUGCGGGACCGGCUGGAUAAUUGGGUGGGAAAAGUACAUACUGCUUUGGUAUCUGUUGAGGCAGAAACACCUGAUUUAGUUGCUGCUUAAGUUUAGGUCCUGACCUCAAUUUUCUGUAACAUAGUGCCCUAAACAAGCUAAUGUUCCAGCUGGGAAAUGAAAGAAGAUGGAUUUUUUUAGUUGUCUGGGCCUGUUACCCCGCUUUACAUGUUCAGUUUAUCACAUUUUGUUGGCAAUGUAUUGUUUUUCCCUCUGUAUUUCUGUACCGUGGAUUUCAUAUCAUUCUAAUGACAUGACGGGGGCAAGAUACAUUGAUGGAUAA
Coffea eugenioides is the source of this 1481-nucleotide messenger RNA. RefSeq names its product 26S proteasome non-ATPase regulatory subunit 13 homolog A. Gene Ontology annotation, biological process: ubiquitin-dependent protein catabolic process. The record is from RefSeq and is a predicted model, not a curated record. The transcript is spliced from 6 exons. Gene Ontology annotation, molecular function: structural molecule activity. The coding region runs from base 89 to 1249 and encodes 386 amino acids. Lineage: Eukaryota; Viridiplantae; Streptophyta; Magnoliopsida; Gentianales; Rubiaceae. Gene Ontology annotation, cellular component: cytosol; proteasome regulatory particle, lid subcomplex; nucleus.